AUGUACGGUAACGUAGGUCUUUCUACACCUCGCGGAUCUGGAACAAAUGGUUAUGUAGUUCGUAACCUCUCUUUUAUCAGACCUCGCAAAGAUAUUCAAAUUGAAUCUUUAGAUGAAGCUAAAGCAAAUUCUUCUGCACUUGCUAAUCGUAAACCUAAUCAAGAAAUACUGGAUCAUGAAAAAAAGAGACAGGUUGAGUUAAAAUGUAUAUCUCUUCAACAGAAACUUGAGGAAGCUGGGAGAUCUGAAAAAGAAAUCGAAGAAGAAAUUGAUGCGUUUCGACAAUCAAUGCUCAAGUCCAUUGAUAUCGUUAAGGAUAACAAAAAUAUACAAGAAUAUCAGACUCAUCAUCUCUCUCAAGCUAAGCUUUCGGAGAAUGAAAAAAUGAUGAGAGCUUUAGGUAUUAAUUCAAAGGAUUAUGUUGAAGGCGCAGCUUUUGAUCGUGACUUACAGGAACAAAAGAAGCGUGAACGAAUUGCUCAACGAGACAAAGAAAUUGAACAACGUCAGAAAAAAUUAGAGGAG
Rhizophagus irregularis DAOM 181602=DAOM 197198 is the source of this 525-nucleotide messenger RNA. RefSeq lists its product as uncharacterized. The record is from RefSeq and is a predicted model, not a curated record. Lineage: Eukaryota; Fungi; Glomeromycota; Glomeromycetes; Glomerales; Glomeraceae.